GGCGGGGUCAGACGGGGGUCAGUUAGCGCGGGAGCCUGGUCUGCAGCUCGCCGGGAACGGAAGCCGCUGCGGAACGCGGAGGAAGCCAGGAUGGCGACUCCGAGCGGGAGGGCUGCGACCCCGAACCCUCAGGCUUCCAAGAGGGCUUUCCCCAGAGAUGCUUCUUCCGAGGUGCCGAGCAAGAGGAAGAACUCGAACCCGACGUCGACUCUGCCGCGGCCAUCCGGGUCCUUCGUGGAGGGCUCAAUCGUCCGCAUCGCCAUGGAGAACUUCUUAACAUAUGAUAUCUGUGAAGUGUCUCCUGGGCCCCAUCUGAAUAUGAUUAUUGGAGCUAAUGGAACGGGGAAGUCAAGCAUAGUGUGUGCCAUUUGCCUUGGACUGGCAGGCAAACCCGCGUUCAUGGGACGUGCAGAUAAGGUUGGGUUUUUUGUGAAGAGAGGAUGUUCCAAAGGUGUGGUUGAAAUUGAACUGUUCCGGAUUUCGGGAAAUCUUGUAAUCACCCGUGAGAUUGAUGUGAUAAAAAAUCAGUCCUUUUGGUUCAUCAACAAAAAACCUGUAACCCAGAAAAUAGUGGAAGAACAAGUUGCAGCCUUAAACAUCCAAGUGGGCAAUCUAUGCCAGUUCCUGCCUCAGGACAAAGUAGGGGAAUUUGCUAAACUCAGCAAAAUUGAACUACUUGAAGCUACUGAGAAGUCAAUUGGCCCUCCAGAGAUGCACAGAUACCACUGCGAACUCAAAAACUUCAGAGAGAAGGAGAAGCAGCUAGAGACUUCUUGCAAAGAGAAGACUGAAUACCUAGAGAAAAUGGUUCAGAGAAAUGAAAGAUACAAACAAGAUGUGGAAAGAUACUAUGAACGAAAGCGACAUUUAGAUUUAAUUGAGAUGCUUGAAGCAAAAAGACCAUGGGUGGAAUAUGAGAAUGUACGUCAGGAAUAUGAAGGUGUGAAACUAAUUCGUGACCGAGUGAAAGAAGAAGUCAGAAAACUUAAAGAAGGGCAAAUUCCUAUGACACGUCGAAUUGAGGAGAUUGAAAGACAGCGUCGUACUUUGGAAACUCGAAUAAAAGAAAAGGCAAAUGAUAUUAAGGAAGCAUCUCAGAAAUGCAAGCAAAGGCAAGACCUUAUAGAACGGAAGGAUAGACAUAUUAAGGAACUUCAGCAGGCCUUAACAGUCAAACAGAAUGAAGAACAUGACCGGCAGAAGAGAAUAAGCAACACCCGCAGGAUGAUAGAGGACUUGCAGAAUGAGCUCAAGACUGCAGAGAACUGUGAGAACCUUCAGCCUCAGAUUGAUGCUAUCACAAAUGAUCUGAGGCGAGUUCAAGAGGAAAAGGGAUUGUGUGAAGGCGAGAUCAUUGAUAAACAAAGAGAAAAGGAGAUGCUAGAGAAGCAGAAACGGAGUGUGGGUGAUCAUAUCAUACGUUUUGACAAUCUUAUGAAUCAAAAGGAAGAUAAGCUGAGACAGCGGUACCGGGACACAUACGAUGCAGUCUUGUGGCUGAGAAAUAACAGAGAUCGGUUUAAGCAAAGAGUCUGUGAGCCCAUAAUGCUCACGAUUAAUAUGAAAGAUAAUAAAAAUGCAAAAUAUGUUGAAAAUCAUAUUUCAUCAAAUGACUUAAGAGCCUUUGUGUUUGAAAGUCAAGAAGAUAUGGAGAUUUUCCUCAGAGAGGUUCGUGACAAUAAGAAGUUAAGAGUAAAUGCUGUUAUUGCUCCCAAGAUUUCAUAUGCAGACAAAGCACCUUCAAGAUCUCUGAAUGAGUUAAAACAGUAUGGCUUUUUUUCAUAUUUGCGAGAGCUGUUUGAUGCACCUGAUCCUGUGAUGAGUUACCUUUGCUGCCAGUAUCAUAUUCAUGAAGUUCCUGUGGGAACUGAAAGAACCCGAGAAAGAAUUGAACGGGUAAUACAAGAAACUCGAUUAAAACAAAUUUAUACAGCAGAAGAAAAGUAUGUGUUAAAAACUUCUUUCUAUUCAAAUAAAGUUAUUUCUAGUAACACAUCCCUGAAAGUAGCACAGUUCCUCACCGUCACUGUAGAUCUAGAGCAGAGAAGACACUUGGAAGAACAACUGAAGGAAAUUAAUAGAAAAUUGGAAGCAGUGGAGUCAGGAUUGGUGGCCUUGCGUGACACAAACAAGCAUCUCGAGCUCAAAGACAAUGAGCUGAGACUGAAGAAGAAGGAGCUUCUUGAAAGAAAAACCAAAAAAAGACAACUGGAGCAGAAAAUCAGCUCCAAGCUUGGAAGUAUAAGGCUGAUGGAACAAGAUACUUGCAAUCUGGAAGAGGAAGAGCGAAAAGCAAGUACCAAAAUCAAAGAAAUAAAUGUUCAGAAAGCAAAACUUGUUACUGAAUUAACAAGCCUAGUCAAGAUUUGCACUUCUUUGCAUAUACAGAAAGUGGAUUUGAUUCUUCAGAAUACUACAGUGAUCUCUGAGAAGAACAAAUUAGAAGCAGAUUACAUGGCAUCAUCUUCACAGCUGCGUGUCACAGAGCAACAGUUCAUUGAAUUGGAUGAUAAUAGACAGAGAUUGUUACAGAAGUGCAAGGAACUUAUGAAGAGAGCUAGGCAAGUAUGUAACCUGAGUGCAGACCAAGCCGUUCCCCAAGAAUUUCAGACACAAGUACCCACCAUUCCAAAUGGACACAGCUCCUCACCCCCCAUGGCUUUUCAAGAUCUUCCAAACACAUUGGAUGAAAUUGAUGCAUUAUUAACUGAAGAAAGAUCAAGAGCUUCCUGCUUCACAGGACUGAAUCCUACAGUGGUUGAGGAAUACACAAAAAGAGAGAUAGAAAUACAGCAACUCACUGAAGAACUAAAGGGGAAGAAGGUUGAACUAGAUGAAUACAGGGAAAACAUUUCACAGGUGAAAGAAAGGUGGCUGAAUCCCUUAAAGGAGCUAGUGGAAAAAAUCAAUGAGAAGUUCAGCAACUUUUUUAGUUCCAUGCAGUGUGCUGGUGAAGUUGAUCUUCAUACAGAAAAUGAGGAAGACUAUGAUAAAUAUGGAAUCCGAAUUAGAGUAAAAUUUCGAAGUAGUACUCAGCUGCAUGAGCUAACUCCUCAUCAUCAGAGUGGAGGGGAAAGAAGUGUUUCUACCAUGUUGUACUUGAUGGCACUGCAGGAGCUUAAUAGAUGUCCGUUCAGAGUAGUUGAUGAAAUCAAUCAGGGUAUGGACCCAAUCAAUGAACGAAGAGUGUUUGAAAUGGUUGUGAACACUGCCUGUAAAGAGAACACAUCUCAGUACUUCUUCAUCACACCAAAGCUUCUACAAAAUCUUCCUUAUUCUGAAAAAAUGACAGUAUUGUUUGUCUACAAUGGCCCACAUAUGUUGGAACCAAACCGAUGGAACUUAAAGGCUUUUCAAAGGCGGCGGCGAAGGAUUACCUUCACUCAACCUUCUCAGUGAAAGAAAAGGGAGGGGACUUCAGAGGUUUUUCUUUUAACUGUUUAUACGUGUGGCUCAAGUGAAUAAAAGUUAGCAGAUUUAUUGAAAGAGAAAGAUUGGUUAUUUUUGGAAACCUGCAUUUAAAAACAAAUAGGUUUGAAAUGGAGACCACAGUGACUCUGGAACAUUUUCUAGUGAAAAUUAAGUCUUCGGUUUGGUUGAACUUGACUUUUUAGUCCUCUGUGAGCACUGGAUUGUAUGUAACAAUGUAUACUGUCCACAGGUCUGGUGGCUCACAUCUAAUCCAGCACUUGGGAAGUGGAGGCAGGAAGAUCAUGAGUUUGAGGCAAAUCUGGACUGCAAAGUGAGAUCCAAUCCAUGUAGGCUGUAGAGUGGGAUCGUGUGUCAUAACAAAAAAGCUAUUUCCUGUUGCAAAUCGGAAGUAUGAUAGAAUGGGGAUUUCAUUUACAAAGCAUUUACUAAGUGUGGCAGCUCUGAGUACUGAUUACAAGAGAACUUUGACUUUCAGAGCUUAAAGGCAACUCAGAAAUCCCACUUUUCUUCCAGUGUUAUAUUUCAUUUUUAAAAGGUAAUGUGAGAAUGUCUACUUAAUGGACAGUAGUUUGUGGCAGAUCUGUUCAUUUCUUUGUGUUAAAGGUUACCUUAUUUUCAUAGAAAACAUGUUUAUGGGCCUUUAAAAGUUUUAGGCAACUUGAUACUAUAAUUUUAUUGGUAUUUCAAAGAAUUGGGAAAACGUACACAUGGGGCUUCAAAAUGGCCCCAGGAUUUGGAGAGGUCACGAGGUAAAGAUGUCACAGAGUAUGGCCCACACAUUGGCAGAAUGAAAUCAGCUGACAAGGACUCGAAGAACAGCACUGUAAAGGACAAGUUUCGUGCUGGGGUUUCUUGUUCAGUUUUGGGUUUUUGUUUUGUUUUGUUUUUAAUUUGAAGUCAAAUGUAUUUUACAUCUUAAAUUUCUAAAGGCGUUUUUAUAAUUACUUUUAGUAAGCUUUUUCUUAAGAUUUCAUAUACGAGUUUUUACAAUUUGUAUUUGAAAUUUCUCAGUGCUAUGUAAAGAGUGAUGGCAAAGUAUUGAUUUGUUUAAAAUCAUAAUGUUUUUAGAAUUUGUAGGUACUUCCUUACAGUAUUGAUCAGACCCAGUAUUUUAGAAAAAUCUCAUCUAAAUUCUUUUCUUCUAGCCUGAAAAAAGUUAAGUCAGAAACCAUUUAUUUUUCUUUUGAGUAUGCUAAUUAACAGUGCCAAACAAAUUCUGUUCUUUUAAAAAUCUAAAUCUUGAAAGAAGAUAGAAAUGUCUUUGAACAGUAGACUGGACCAUAUCUCUGCUGGUACUGACAAAGUUAUUUUUGACUUGCUAGCCUGAAUAAAGUUCAGGUUUGUUUAUUUUUGUAAUAGCCAGUGAGAUUUACAUUCUUAGUAGGUUCACAGUAAUGGAACAUGAGCCUAUGUCGUCUCACUUGGACAUUUUCUCUUUUAAAAAGUUGUAUUUCUUUAUAAAACUUGUAAGAGAGUCCUCCCCUCUUAAACUAAGUCUCAUACAUGUAGUACAAAGAUAUUUUUAAUAACAUUUUUACUAGCAUGAACAAGUCAAAAAAAUUUAAAAACUUGGUGACAUAUUAGUGAAGAAUAUUACUAAACAUUUGUGUUGUUGCUUGUUUUUUUGACAUAAUAUCUUCACUAAUAUGUGUUUGAUGUAGUUUGGUUUUAUCAUAUCAGUGUAAAAACUGGAUUGAAGGUUAAAAACUGAAAAAAAAGGUUGAAGGUUAAACAUACUUAAAACUCACAUCAGCAAUUGCAUUUCAGUUUACAUAUGCCAAAAAAUAUUCCAUAUCAUGUUUAUAAGCAUUCAGUGAGCAAAAUUAAUGUUCUGUUUUAUAUUGAACUUUGGGCUGGGAAGGAUAAAUUGUGUAUCAUUUAUCAUAUUAAAAAUAGUCAAGCAUAAUAUGUCAUAUUUUCUGCAACUGUUGAUUUUUUUUAAAUUACAUUCAAAUUGUAAAAAUUCCAAGUAAAAGCUUGAUUUGAUAAAUAAAAUAUUUAAAACCUGAAGGUUACAGAUAUUUUGGAUGACUAAAUCUUUACAUUGAUUGUCAAAGGACAGUCUCUGUUAGAAGGUCUCUCGUUUUAAAAAAAGGGAGAAGGCUGGUGUUUGGUUUUGUUGUAAGAUUUAUUUUAUGUGAAUGGUGAUUUUUGUCUACAUGUAUGUCUGUAUACCACAUGAGUGUCUGGUUCUUGGUAAGGCCAGAAGAGGGCAUCAGAUCUCCUGAGGGUGGAGUAGAAGACAGUUGUGAGCUGCUAUGUGGGUGUUGGGAAUAGAAACUGGAUCCUCUGGAAGUGGCCAAUGCUCUUAACCAUGAUCCAUCGCUCCAUCCCCAAAGAGAGAUUUCUUGCUGCUUUCCAGUAGCCUUAGACAUAAGCCUGUGGCCUUUGAGGGGCAUCUUUUCAUUCUGGUGCCUGUAAAUGUAAGUGAUUAAAACUAUGUUAUAAAUACUACUUUGUUGGUAAUAAAUGCAUAUUUUCCCAUA
Molecule: messenger RNA, 5918 nt
Organism: Peromyscus californicus insignis
Lineage: Eukaryota; Metazoa; Chordata; Mammalia; Rodentia; Cricetidae
Gene: Smc5
Product: structural maintenance of chromosomes 5
Exons: 25
Coding region: 91-3399 (1102 amino acids)
Biological process (GO): double-strand break repair via homologous recombination
Cellular component (GO): Smc5-Smc6 complex
Molecular function (GO): ATP hydrolysis activity; ATP binding
Source: RefSeq, a predicted model, not a curated record